AUGGGCUCAGAUCGAGGAAUGUAUCUCGAAGAUCUGAACGAGUCGUUGAAAGAUCUGAAGGACGACCUUGAGGACCAGGAACGGAAGAGGCCGGUGUGGCUCCGCAAACAUGAUCCACUGAAGGUGCACGAGACGUACAAGCGAUUCGAUCAGAAGUGGGCUGGCCGUUGUACUGAUGCUGCGCGGCCUUGCGACUGGCUGAACGAGUGGUGGGGACCUGAAUUACAGAAUCCUCUGAGGCUUUCACCAAGGAAUGGUCAACAUCCGAGCGCUCAAGGGUGCCUCACACCACAAUACAUGGGUGGCAGAGAGCACAAGAAGCGCAAGAGUGAUCCGGGUUUCGUGUUCCCAGCAGCUGGGAAGAGGCCAAAGAAGGAGCACAAACGAUUUCUGGAGCCCCAAAUGGAGCGAGAGGACCGCCGUCAUUCAGAACCGCUGUGUCCAUCACAUCUCAGUGACUUGCCGCUGUGGCGACCUGCUAUACCGCCACCAUCUCUGGCGCCAAUGCCAAAGACCAAGUUCUGCAGCUUCUGCGGUGGAAAGGACCAGAGUGAUGGCUCUCCUCUAUCUCUCUGCGUGCGAUGCAAUCUUGUGGCCUAUUGCUCAAAGGGUUGUCAAAGUACUCAUGCACUACCACUUAAGUCAGUAUGCAGACCCGUAGAAGAGCAGUCUCUGUCACCGAAUACCUCGAUAGACAUGGGCAACUACAUUCUGGAAGGCCAAGAGGAUGUGCUGGCCGCAGUUCUGGCAAAGUCGGCUGCUGAGGCCGGCGUUCAAUCCGACAAGGUCCCCGAUGGCCAAUGGCAAGCGAAGGUCUCGUCUGGUCCUCCUAAGGACUUCCUACCUGUCAAUGAUUGUGACAUUGUGGGUUUUCGUGUCGACGUGGCGAAUCGCUUACUGGAAUACUGCGUGCGGCACGGCAAGCCGAGGAAAGAAGUCUGGCGUCGCGGAGUGUCACUUCAAGGUGAUCUCUGGACGGGCCGCAUAAGAAGAUUUUGGGACACCAACGCCACUCGCCGCGAUCGAAUGUGGAGGUACCACUUGGAGCAUGCCCAUGACAGCGAGUACUAUCCUGCCCAGAUGGGCCGCUACAUCUUGGCAUUCAAGAUCUUGGAGGAAAGGAAUUUUCAGUUUUUUGUGCAAUUGAAUGAUGAGGAGACUUUCUGGAGCGUCUUUCUCGGACCUGAGUAG
Recurvomyces mirabilis is the source of this 1191-nucleotide messenger RNA. RefSeq lists its product as uncharacterized. The transcript has a single exon. NCBI's taxonomy places the organism in Eukaryota, Fungi, Ascomycota, Dothideomycetes, Mycosphaerellales, Teratosphaeriaceae. The record is from RefSeq and is a predicted model, not a curated record. The coding region runs from base 1 to 1191 and encodes 396 amino acids.